AGCAUGGUGGGCCUGAGCAGAGGAACACAUGUUGUGAGGUUGCCUGGAGACGGCGGAAACGUGUGGCAGCGGCGGCGGUGGCAGCGAUGGAGAAGUACGAGAAGAUCAAAGUUGUGGGAAGAGGAGCUUUCGGGAUCGUUCACCUGUGCCGCAGGCGCGGCGAUGGAGCCUUUGUCAUCCUGAAGGAAAUCCCAGUGGAGCAGAUGUCACGAGACGAACGUCUGGCAGCUCAGAACGAGUGUCAGGUGCUGAAACUGCUUCACCACCCAAAUAUCAUAGAGUACUAUGAGAACUUCCUGGAAGACAAGGCCCUCAUGAUAGCCAUGGAGUAUGCACCAGGUGGGACUUUGGCUGAUUACAUACAGAAGCGCUGUAACUCUCUGCUGGACGAGGACACGAUCCUUCACUUCUUUGUGCAGAUCUUACUCGCCUUGUAUCACGUCCACAACAAACUCAUCCUGCACAGGGACCUCAAGACGCAGAAUAUCCUUCUCGACAAGCACCAGAUGAUCGUCAAAAUCGGAGACUUUGGCAUCUCCAAAAUCCUCGUCAGCAAAAGCAAAGCGUACACGGUUGUUGGGACCCCAUGCUACAUCUCUCCAGAACUGUGUGAAGGGAAACCGUAUAACCAGAAGAGUGACAUCUGGGCUCUGGGCUGCGUGCUGUAUGAGCUUGCGAGCCUUAAGAGAGCCUUUGAGGCCGCUAAUCUACCCGCCCUCGUUCUGAAGAUCAUGAGCGGCACAUUCGCUCCAAUUUCAGACAGGUACAGCCCAGAACUGCGACAGCUCAUCCUCAACAUGCUUAAUCUGGAUCCAUCCAAACGUCCUCAGCUCAAUGAAAUAAUGGCUCUCCCCAUAUGCAUCAGGCCCCUGCUUAAUCUAUACACAGAUAUAGGCAACGUCAAAAUGCGCAGGAUCGAGAAACCACUGUCAACUGUGCAAACCUGUUCUCAAGGCAGAGCAGGAGGCAGAGUUCCCACCAACAGGUCCAGAGAUGGAUCAUUCGGUUUAGGAUCAGGGAAGGUGCACUCCCUCCCCCUGUCCUCGGUGUACACGUGGGGAAGUGGCAUCUCAACGCCGCUACGCCUGCCAAUGCUCAACACCGAGGUGCUUCAGGUGUCUCUGGGCCGCACUCAGAAAAUGGGGGUCACCAAGUCAGGCCGUCUGAUCACAUGGGAGGCUCCGUCAGUGGGAUCUGGUGAGGCCAGUCUGCCCGGUGUUGUGGAGCAGAUGCAGCCUCAGUUCAUCUCUCGCUUCCUCGAGGGUCAGUCUGGAGUCACCAUCAAGUCUGUGUCCUGUGGCGAUCUCUUUACCACCUGCAUGACAGACAGGGGAAUCGUUAUGACGUUUGGAAGCGGGAGUAAUGGCUGUCUAGGACACGGUAACUUCAAUGAUGUAACACAGCCCAAGAUAGUCGAGGCCCUUCUCGGCUAUGAGCUGGUUCAGGUGUCAUGUGGCGCUUCCCACGUUCUCGCCGUGACCAAUGAAAGAGAAGUAUUUGCCUGGGGAAGAGGAGACAAUGGUCGCCUGGGGCUCGGCACCCAAGACACCCACAACUCUCCACAGCAGGUGUGUUUACCUGUGGAAUUUGAGGCCCAGAGGGUUGUGUGUGGAGUCGACUGUUCCAUGAUUAUCAGCACCCAACACAAGAUUAUGGCAUGUGGAAGCAACAGGUUCAAUAAGCUCGGGUUGGAUAAGAUAACAGCCGGAGACGAACCAAAUCCCUCAAGUCAAGUGGAAGAAGUUAAUUCGUACACUCCCGUCCAGUCAGCCCCUAUCAACUCUGAGAGGAUCAUUUGCAUUGACAUUGGAACAGCUCACUCCGUUGCUGUUACAGACAGGGGUCAGUGUUUUACCUUUGGCAGUAACCAGCACGGCCAGAUGGGCUGCAGCUCCCGUCGUACCAGCCGUGUGCCCUACCUGGUACCCGGCCUGCAGGGUAUCGCCAUGGCUGCCUGCGGAGACGCUUUCACCUUAGCUAUAGGAUCUGAAGGGGAGGUGUACACCUGGGGAAAGGGGGCCCGUGGCCGCCUAGGCAGAAAAGAGGAGGAUUCUGGGAUACCGAAGGCGGUGCAGCUUGACGAAAGUCACCCGUUCAUGGUGACAUCAGUGGCUUGUUGUCAUGGCAACACUCUGCUGGCAGUGAAACCUUUGCUCGAGGAUCCUGUCCCGAGAUGAUUUUGUCCCGAAAAAGAACCCACUCAGCGGCCAUCCCGAAGCCCGGUGGUGGUGUGAGAGGGCGACUUCCUCCUCUUGGAGGCCCAGCUGCGGUUCCGUUGAAAGAUGGCUUUUCACACUGCAGCUGUGGCCUCAGGUUUUCACUUGGUCUUUCUCCUCUAUAUCUAUGCUUUCUUCAGGGAUGAGUGUUUGUGCCUCAUUCUGUGUCUCCCAUGGAGCAAAGGUCACAACCUGACUGUAUCACACAAACAGGUUGGAUAAAGAGAGGUUGUAACCCUGUGACUGAAGCUGGACUGCAGGAAGUCAUUAGGCCGCCUUCAUGUGGUGAACUAUUGUCUUCUCUCACGUGCAGCGUGAGGAUGAUAAAACAUGAAACUGCAGUAAACAGGUUUGAGCUCUCUUAAGUAACUGGUGAAUGUGAUGACACAAAGCACAGAGAAGAAAAGAAAGAAGCCACUUGAGAGUUCAUCAGUCAAAUGAACGCAUUCAUCUGCAUCAAGUCCUCAGUGGUCACAUUGUGCUUUAUUGGAUUAACCCUCACAUGCAUUUGUAACCCAGUGUUCGGACCAGAUAACGACCUGUUGUUCAGGGUUACACAGUAAAUAGAUUUCAUGGAGUUAAAGAGACUGACCCCACUCCCUCGACCACUCACUCACUUCUCCCUUAUUCUAUAGUUUAAAGUAAAAUCAGAUAUCAGACAUUGUGAAUAUCUACAUUUCAGGGGAUUAUGUCUGGACACACACAGAAUAUGAUGAACAGUUGAUAUAGUGCAAUAUACACUAAAUAGGGAAUGAUAUUUUAAAUGAGAUAUAUGAUUUUGUAAUGUAUUUUUAUUUCUAAUCUAAAUCUGCCAUUUUAAGCUGCCAAAUAAAUACAGUGUAUUAAAAUUACAAUAUUUACCUCUGAAAUAUAGUAGAGUGAAAGUAUUCAAUACCAAAUAAUGAAAAUACUCAAAUUAAGUGCAAAUACCUCAAGAUCGUAUGUAGUUAGAGUAUUUACCACCAUUGGUGCCUUGGAGUGAAAUCUUUGUAGCAAGUUAAGCAGUUUUCUAGUGUAGAAAAGAAAAACUGAUCUUCUCUGGUUAAUUGGAAAAUCUUAUUUUUUUACAGUACAAAGAGGAAACCCCUGUGGUAAUUCUGGUUCUUGUAAUAUGUUUGUUUAUUAGAGUAUGUUACAUUAAAGGAUGGUUUCACUGUGGAUGAGCCUUAAAUUAUUGACGCUGAGGUUUUCAGAAAUAGAGAAAUGAUUACACCUUUCUUAUUAUUUUCAGACCAAAACAUGCUGAAAUAAAUAUUGAGGUACAAGUGGAUAGGAAAUGUCUUUAUCUAAACGGAGAGGUUUGAUCUUUAAAUAAAACAUCAUCACUUUAAAAUCAUAAGAUAAAAAUCAACAUCAAACCAAAUAUAAACCACAGUUUCUCAGUGAGUCUGAAUAUACCUUUGAUUUACACUGCCCCCACAGUCUUACAUUAAUCACCUGAGUCAUUAUGUAUGUUCCUUUAUAAUUUCAUAACAGAUUAAUGAACAGAUGCUGCGACUGUUGUAAUUAUUGUAAUAUAUUCAGUUAAUAUGUAUUGAAUUAAUGUACAUUUGAAUCUAUAUAUUUAUAACGAUUCUUAUAUAAUUUUUUGAACUGUAAUCACACUUUUAAUUUAAGAUGCAUUCAAAUCUUUUAUGAAGACAUGGGCCAUUUACUGUUGUCUUGUGUGAUGAUGUAAUGAUGAUGUAAUCUGGUAGCAACACAGCACGUGAAAGCUGAUCCGGUUGGGUGGAUAUGAUCUUUAUUCCCAGUGUUUAAAAGGAUUUAUAAUCUGUAUUGUAACUCAAGUCGAGCAUUUAUUUUAAAUACAUAUAUUUUCACUGGUCACAUCAUAGAAUAAUAAUAAAAU
This is a messenger RNA of Paralichthys olivaceus (Japanese flounder), 4065 nucleotides long. It is a transcript of the gene nek8, whose product is annotated as NIMA-related kinase 8. Gene Ontology annotation, molecular function: ATP binding; protein kinase activity. Gene Ontology annotation, biological process: protein phosphorylation; animal organ morphogenesis. Lineage: Eukaryota; Metazoa; Chordata; Actinopteri; Pleuronectiformes; Paralichthyidae. Gene Ontology annotation, cellular component: cilium. The record is from RefSeq and is a predicted model, not a curated record.